Messenger RNA from Nannizzia gypsea CBS 118893, 978 nucleotides. Its product is annotated as P-protein. NCBI's taxonomy places the organism in Eukaryota, Fungi, Ascomycota, Eurotiomycetes, Onygenales, Arthrodermataceae. Gene Ontology annotation, cellular component: cytoplasm. The record is from RefSeq and is a predicted model, not a curated record. Bases 1 to 978 code for a protein of 325 amino acids. The transcript is spliced from 3 exons. Gene Ontology annotation, molecular function: prephenate dehydratase activity; chorismate mutase activity. Gene Ontology annotation, biological process: L-phenylalanine biosynthetic process.
AUGCCCUCUAUGAUUCCGACUCCUGGCUUAGGCGCCAAUGCUCUGCUGCAGCCCAUAAUUGCAUUCCUCGGGCCUCUGGGCUCCUUUUCACAUCAGGCUGCUAUAGAGUGCUUUGGCUUAAGCAAUAACACCCUUAAAGCAGAGGUUUCUUUCAAUGAUGCAUUCUCCGCCGUCCAGUCUCAAGAGGCCGACUAUGCCAUUAUACCACUAGAGAACUCCUCAAAUGGCGCCGUUGUCCAAACUCUUGACUUGUUAGCGGAUCGUGAGAGUUUAUACCCUGAUAUUACCGUGUCUGCAGAAUAUUAUCUUAGCGUACACCACUGUCUGUUGAUGAAGAAGGCACAAGACGGCCAGGGAAACUCUUCCGAAACUACGCCAGAGGUGUCCAAGUUCUACUCUCACCCACAAGUCUGGGGACAGUGUACUAAAUUCCUCUCAGCGUACGGCGGAGUAGAGAAGCAAGAUGCAUCAUCUACCUCCAAGGCCGCUGAGAUAGUCAGCAAGGACAAUGACCCCAAAAGUGCAGCUAUUGGAAGUGAACUUGCAGGGACCAUCAGCGGACUAGAGGUUGUCAAGGCAAACAUCGAAGAUGACCCUUCCAACGCAACCAGAUUCCUUGUCUUGGAGAACCUCAGAUCAAAUCGUACUCAACCACUGAAAUCUGCUGGAGAGUCACAGGCUUGCUCAAAGCCGGGGUCAAAAUGCAAGUCACUUAUCUCCUUUAUGGUUGACCAUACGUCCCCCGGUGCAUUGGCGGAUGCGCUGCAUGUUUUCAAGAAAUAUGGCCUCGACCUGACUAGUAUCAAUUCUCGUCCGGGGGGUGUUAAGGCAUGGCAAUAUGUGUUCCUGGUGGAAUGCCAGAGGAUAUACGGCGUGCACGAUGACCAUGUUGUGGACAAAGUCAUACAUGAACUACAGAAGAUUACGCAAACGUGCAGAAACCUGGGGAGUUGGGAAGAUCAACUUAUGGAGAAGUAA